This is a messenger RNA of Spathaspora passalidarum NRRL Y-27907, 513 nucleotides long. RefSeq lists its product as uncharacterized. The coding region runs from base 1 to 513 and encodes 170 amino acids. The transcript has a single exon. Lineage: Eukaryota; Fungi; Ascomycota; Pichiomycetes; Serinales; Debaryomycetaceae. The record is from RefSeq and is a predicted model, not a curated record.
AUGGUAUCAGCAAGCAAAUCAGCAAUGCUUUCCAAGGUAUCAGAAGUGGCUAAAUUCAAUUCAUCCAAAAGUAACCAAUCACCAUUUCUCACUGCCUUGACCAAAGAACCUUCCACAAAACUAAACACAAAAGAAUUGUCCAAGGUCGAAGACUGCAAUUCAAAUUCUUUAAUUGAGUUUUCAAAUUCCAACCAUUUGUCCAUUAAUACUGACUUUUCCAAUGACUUUAACUUUCUCUUCUUUCUUGGUCUGGAUUCGCCUUCAUCCUCAGGCUCAGAUUCAGUAUUCAAAAUAUCCUUGGCCAUCUUCAAAGCUUCUCGCCAUAACUUAAUCACAUUCUUCCAUUGGCCCUUAUUGAAACACUUUGAUAACACUUUGGAAAACUUUUCAUUCUUCUUUUCGGAAAACGUAGCAAUAAAUAUAGUUUCAAAUGAUUCUUGGAUAGGUAUAGCAAUGGUCUUGGUAUUCACGGGUUUGUAUCCACCUAACAAAUCCCCAGCUUCAGUUUGUUGA